UCAGUAAUAAUGACAGAGUGGGAGGGCUACUUGGUGCAACUAAUAAGGACCGCGAUCUAGCAGGCGAUCCCACUGUGACUUUUAUUUCCAAGUCCUGGAAUCCGGAAUCAGACUGAUCGUAAUCACACAUGGAUUAUACUCUUUUCGCAGCUUUUUAUUUGUUUCUGCCUUAGAGGAAACUUUCUCACAAACUGUUUUCACGUGGGACUGCUUCCUGGUGUCAGAACCAUGAUAUGCUUGUUAAGAUGGACUGUGUUCCUUUGGACUAUAAAUUUCAUUCCUUGCACAUUUGGAAUGUCAGUGAAUGAACGACCAGAUGGCUCAUGUCCCCCUCUGAGUGUAGAGGAGCACAGGUUUUCUGAUAUCUUAGAUCGUCCCCUGGAAAUCCAAGGAUUUGAUCUCACUGAAAAGUUUCUUCUCCGAAAGGGGACAAUCACAGAGGACCUGCCGUCAUUUCGUUUAGGAAGCAGUCCACUCAUAAAGCCAACAAAAGUAAUAUUCCCAAAUGGGCUUUCGGGUGAAUACUCCCUUGUCACUAUCUUCCGGGUAAGAAGAACUACAAAAAAAGACCGCUGGUAUCUCUGGCAGAUAUUCGACCAGUCGGGAGGCAGUCAGGUAUCUGUUGUGGUUGAUGGUGGCAAAAAGGGGGUGGAGUUUUCUUUCCAGGGCCAGCUAAAGAAUGCUCUCCGCUACACAUUUAAGAGCCGUGACCUACAUGCCCUUUUUGAUCGCCAGUGGCACAAGCUGAGCAUUUCUGUACAGAGCAACAUAGUCUCCAUUUACAUGGACUGCAAGCUAAUAGAAAGCAAACAGACUGAUGAGAAGGACAGCUUUGACCCCAGUGGGCGCACUCUCAUCACUACACGAGUGGAGGAUGGACGACCUGUAGAUAUUGAGCUGAAACAAAUUCUAAUCUACUGUGACCCUUAUAUGGCCGAAAUGGAAAAUUGCUGUGAGCUAUUGGAACCAAAGUGUGAAGCCAUGAAGACCUUUAAUGGGACUUCCCCUCCCCUGGUUACAGCCCAGCUCCCCCAGAUGCUGUCUCAGCCGACCUCAGUGUCAAUUGACAGAUGUCACUGUCCAGCUGAAAAGGGAGAAGCUGAUCUUCCAGGUGUAGUUGGACUGGCAGGACAAAAAGGGGAUAAAGGAGACAAGGGGGACACAGGGGAGGCCGGGCCUUUAGGAAACCCAGGACAUAAGGGGGAACUUGGAUCAGAAGGGCAAAAGGGAAUCGAUGGGGAGAAGGGUCUGAAAGGUGACCCAGGGCCAGUUGGUCCAGUUGGUCCAGUUGGUCCAGUUGGUCCCAAAGGACACAAAGGUGAUGUGGGUCUUCCUGGAGCUCGGGGGCUGCCUGCUGACAAAGAGUGCGUCAAAGGAGAUCAGGGCCCUCCAGGUGACAAAGGAGAAAAGGGAUUGGCUGGGGUGCCAGGGGAACCAGGCAAAGAGGGCAAAAGGGGACGGAGAGGAAAGACUGGGGAGCCGGGACUCAGAGGCCUGCCUGGUCCCCCAGGAACCCCGGAAGGAGCAAGUGUCAAGGUGGAGAGGGGUGAGCCUGCAGUCCCAGGGGGAAAAGGGGAGAAAGGAGAGAGAGGAGACCCUGGUCAGCCAGGUGCUGAAGGGGCCGGCGGGAUGAAAGGACAAAAAGGUGAUGUUGGCCUUCCUGGUCCUCCUGGUCCUGUGAUGACAGCUCACGGAUUGAGACAGCUCUCUGAAACUGAUACAAUGACGGAGAAGACACAAAAGGGAGAAAAGGGAGAUGAGGGGGAGAGAGGACCGCAAGGCUUCAAGGGAAACAUCGGGCCGCCAGGACUCAAGGGAGAUCAAGGACCAGAGGGCAAGCAAGGCCUGCCUGGACCCACUGGACUCCCAGGACUCUCAGGCGAGCCAGGCUCGCCAGGGGAGUCAGGGAUGCCUGGGAGAGAUGGCCUGAAAGGAGAAAAGGGGGACUCUGGUGGAGUAAUGGGGCCACAGGGACCUAAGGGUGAGCCUGGAGAGCCUGGAGGUGGAUAUAUGGGCGAUGGGUUGUCUGUAAGCAGAGGGUCUCGCGGGCCCAAGGGUGAGAGAGGUGUCCCAGGUUUGCCCGGAGACCAUGGUGAUAAAGGCGAGCCUGGAGAGAGUAUCAUAGGCUCACCUGGCCGCAUGGGACCCCCAGGAAAGCCGGGAAUUGAGGGCCCUCGCGGACCCCCAGGUUUAUCUGGCCCUCCUGGAGUUCCAGGAACAGAGGGCUCCCCUGGAUGGCCAGGCCCCCCGGGCCCUGCUGGACCUCCAGGUGAACCAACUGCCCUGCCAAUUGUUGGAGACAUGGGUGCAUUACUCAAGAAUGCCUGCAGUGUGUGCCAGACGAGAGUCCCAGGGCUUCCUGGGCAGAAGGGAGAGAAGGGGUCCCUUGGAGCGCAAGGAGUCGAAGGCAUGGUGGGAGAAAAGGGAGAUCCAGGUGUAAGAGGUCCCAUGGGUAACCCUGGAAAAGAAGGCCCAAAGGGAGUAAAAGGAGAGAGAGGGUUCCCAGGCCCCACAGGAGAUAAAGGUGAUGAGGGGACUGCAGGAGUGCCAGGACUCCCUGGGGUGACCGGUCGUACAGGGGCCCCGGGGCUUAUGGGUAGACCCGGGCCAAUGGGCCAACCAGGAGGAAAAGGAGAAAAAGGAAAUGAAGGGCCCCCAGGCAGGCCAGGGCUUCCAGGGCCUCCGGGUGUACCCAAUGUGGAGGGCAAUGGGAUGAGCAGUCUGUACAAGCUGCAGAGUGGUGGAGCUAUUUUAGGACCCCCUGGAGCUCCUGGCGCUCCGGGUCCCAAAGGAGAUGAAGGACUUGCAGGGGACCCAGGGGCCAUGGGAUUACCCGGGCUUGAAGGGCUACCCGGUGCCAAGGGUGAUAUUGGUUUGCCUGGUCCACCUGGUAUACUAGGUCCUCCUGGGAAGCCCGGCCCUCGCGGAGAGCCAGGGAUCCCAGGAGAGCCGGGUGAGAGGGGGCCGCUCGGAGAGACAGGAUUCCCAGGGCCCGAGGGACCCCAAGGUGUUCCUGGGAGACCUGGAAAAGAUGGAACUCCUGGAUACAAGGGAUCUGCAGGUGCAACAGGGGACAGAGGAUCCAAAGGAGAACGUGGUGAUCCAGGGAUUCCUGGAGAAAGGGGUGUUCAAGGCGAGAGGGGUCGCUCAGGCGAUCCUGGCCCCAUUGGACAGAUCGGACCUCCAGGCCAAAAAGGCGAUCCUGGCCCUCCAGUAAAUUUGGAAAAUGUAAACCUCAUGGGUGAUCCCAGCUUCAUGGAAGAACUCAAAAUGUUUAUCAGAACUGAAGUAUUGAGGGUCUUCGAAGAGAAGCUAUCAAGCACGGCCACGCUGCAGAAGACACCUGCAGGGAUCUUAGCUUCACAGGUCCACGGGCCUCCAGGACCUCCCGGAAAGGACGGAUUACCAGGCCCGCCAGGAGAGCCCGGACCUCCUGGUCCUCAUGGGUACAGGGGGCAGAAAGGAGAGCGAGGUCAGCUUGGUCUGGGGUUACCAGGAGAUCCAGGAUCCAUGGGCCCACCAGGCCCUCCUGGGAUCACUUCUAAGGGCCCUCCUGGCUCUCCGGGGCCCCGUGGACCUCCUGGGACUUGUGACCCCAGUGACUGUCUCCUUCCAUCCCUGUGAACCCAGCAGAGCGGUUCAUAUAUUGGGUUGGUUCGAAUAUAGACGCCUGGCUCCGAGCUCAGUGCUGCAGCAGACGGCCUCGCUGUAUGUAAGAGCUUCCUCAGAUCUGGUUCAUCGGACAGACUCACAACUGACCUCUUUUGUUCACUUUACAAUAACAUUUGGAUGCAGUCAGGAUUUCUUGUUGUUGGGUUUGUUCUUUUUCUUUCAUCUUGCAGUGCUGUACUAUUAAGGUAUUUCUUGUUUUCACAUCCCCUACUGUGAUGUAAUGCAUUCCUUGUCAACUCUCAUUAUGUCUUUCAAGACCAUGAAAGGACUUUAUUUUAUCAGCUUCAGUCCUGUCUGAAAACAUGAUCUUAAUUAUUUGUUUGCCUUCUUAAUGGGCUUGCCUAUUCACUCUUCUGUUCUUAUUUAGAUAAGCCUAUGUGCUGUCAGAAGGUACUGUCACGUGUGUGUGUGUGUGUGUGUGUGUGUGUGUGUGUGUGUGUGUGUGUGUGUGUGUGUGUGUGUGUGUGUGUGUGUGUGUGUAUGUGUGUGUGUUCGUGUGUGUGUGUGUGUGUGUGUGUGUGUGAGACUUGUUUUAUGUGGAGUUGUGAUAAAAUAACAGAUUUCUGAGACUCCUUAUGCAACCAAAGUGCAGCAGAUGUGACCGAUAUGCAAAUUAUUUAUUUUUAGCGUGUUUUAGCAUCUUCAAGGAUGUAGUUAAAGAUGGUUCUAAUAAUUGUAGUGAAUGUAGCAUGGAUACUCAGUAAUAUUAUUAUUAGAAGGUGGAUUGAUACAUUUCAAGAUUACUGAGAGUUGUGUUUUAUGAAAUUAUCACUCAUGACACAUUUGCAAUGUGCAUGAUAAUCUUUUUUUUUUUUUUAAGAAUCUGCAGUAUAAUCAUAUAUAAAGACGUCUUCCUAUUUUCUUUAGGUUCGGCAACGUUACUGAAAACCAUAUCUGUUGUAGUACAUAAACCUACAACUCAUACUGUUUGUCUGAAACUACUGUAUUUUAAAAGGUGUGUUCAGAUCAAAUGCAAAGAGAAUUCUUUUGUAUUUAGCUCGCAAAUAUUCACCCUUAAAUUAUUUACGUUACAACGUCAGUGCUAACUUCGUAGUAAAGUACAAGCGAUAGCUGGAAUCAAGUUACAAAUAUAUAUUUUCAAAAAAUACCAUGUAGUCCUAUGGCUUCGCUCACUUUUCUCCAAGCUGUCUCCUCUCUGUACAGUACUGACAAUGAGUCCUAGAGUUCCGGGUGCCCACGGACACCGACAGUAAGUUUGUCCUCCAUUUCUGAUUCUCAGUGAUGUCAGUAUAAUCUCACACUGAUAGGCUUUCGCCAUACACAUUUUCCACCCAAAUUUAAACAUUUCAAUGUGCAUGUAUUAAAAUGUCUUUUUAUUGACUGUAUGUAAUUGCGCUGAACAGAAAUGUUGCUUUGUGUUUAGUCUGAACACACCUUAACACACAUAUUUCAAGGGCAGAUUUGAAGAAUGUACUUUAAAUGUUGUGUAUGUUUAAGGAGUGUGAUGUAACCUCACAUUCACCUCUACUGUUGUUUUAAUCUGUAAAUAAGUUGGACGAGUUAUUGAGGUUUUUCUUUUUCUUUCUUCCCGUCUAAUGCGACUUGUACCGGGACCUGACAAUAUAAUUACAUAAGCAAGCUGUCAUUGUAAUGACACAAUAAGGUUCCCUGUGUGUGUGUGUGUGUGUGUGUGUGUGUGUGUGUGUGUGUGUGUGUGUGUGUGUGUGUGUGUGUGUGUGUGUGUGUGUGUGUGUGUGUGUCCAAUGAUAAUUAUUAACAUUUACAUGGUUUACAUGCUGUAUGAUGAUUCCUCUGGUUUAUUUGUAUAUUUUUGAUUUUCAGCUACACAAAGGAAAUCGGGACUACUACACUACAACUUCAGACUUUUUAUUUUUGUUAAAAAUAUACUCAUGAAUGUAUACUUGAAUUUUCUCGUUCUUCGUUUGAACCGUAUCAUGGUCUACAUCCUGGUUUUUCACUCACUGACCAGCACUGUGUGUCACUAUGUAUCCUCUGGUUUUGGGGUGUCUUAAGACUGGAGUUUGAUUUAUUUAUUUGUUAUAACAGGCUUUGGAGCCAUUUUAAUGUUCUCAACUCAUUUCAGGUUUUGAGUCAACUUUACAGGCCAUACUGUAUGAUUUAUCUUAUCCACAAACUCAGUACAAUCACUCUGAAAACAUGCAGACCUUCUCCAAGACGGAAAGAUAAAAGUUCCCAGCAUUCAAACUUUAGAUUUAAAUGAAUGCCUAUUUGAAGCCUUCUAAGUAAAUGCACUUAGUUCAUCCAAAAAGUAAACUAAACUUUAUAAUCACACUAAACAAUGAACUUUUGUAUAGCAAACAUAAUUGGCCUGGUGUGUAUAUUACUUCCCUCGCUGUUUAAUGAGAGUUUGACUCAAAGGCUUUAAUUUUACUUUUAAGUGCCCAGCUGUGAUUCAUGUUUGAAAGGUUCUGUGGGCGUAUCUGACAUUUUGUGAUGUUAAGAACUCGGUUCUAUCUGUAUUUCAUGCUUUAAGAUCUGUUUGAGACUUUUCAUGUCAUGUCUCACAAGGUUAUCGAGCCUCUCUUUCACAUAUGAAUUAUGACUCACAUCCUACUCUGAAGCUGCAGAGCAUUUUUUUUUUUUCUCAGCAUGCAGGCUUAGUUUUAUGUCUGCUAGUGUGAGUGGGUCUAUUUUUAGAUGGUUAUUGAAUCAAAUGUAUACCACUGACUUUAUUUGUGAGUUGAAAGAGCCCCCUGCUGGACAUGUAUUUAUUUUCUCAUUGCUUGAAUGGAAAACCAUCUUUCUUUGGGUUAUAAGCUACAUAAAACCCGAUCAUUCUAUUGGCUUCUGUCUUUUUCAUGUAUGUUCACAUUCUAUGUAUCAUUUUGUCAUGAAUUAUCUGUAUUGUAAUUGUAUUAUAUUGGUCUAUUUCAUACACACUACAUCUGUUGUGCGUCUGUCUGUCCUGGGAGAGGGAUCCCUCCUCAGAUGCUCUUCCUGAGGAUUCCUCCAUCUUAAGGGUUUUUUUGGGGAGUUUUCUUUAUCCGAAGCUAGAGUCUAAAAGGUCAGACGGUGUCGUAUGCUGUACAGAUUCUAAAGCCCUUGAGGCAAUUUGUGAUAUUGGGCUAUAUAAAUAAAAUUCACUCAACGUGACUUUCAUCAAGCUAAUUUUUAUAUUCAGUUUAAUGGGUUUCCCUUGGAGACAAUAACUCCAACCUUGACCACAUUCAAAUGAGGCAGCAUCAGCGAGAGACUAAUGCAAUCUCAACUUUUUUGGCCAACUGAUGAGAGCAACUCUCUGUGAAUAUUGAAUUUAGCUUGAAUUGAUAUUAAUGUGCACCAGUUUGCGACUUCAAUUUAGCUAAACCGUAUGAUAACUAGGGAGGACACAAAAUGGCCACUGAUGUCACAGCCCACUUCACUAGCAAUUUGGUGCCAGCCAUUUUUUAUAUCACUCUGAGUUAAAAUCCAUUUAUUCUAAGUGGAAAAUGUCUGAUGAAACUCAAAGGAUGGCGAUGUUGUAGGUUGAAGCAUCCUUCAAAUCAAAUGCUGUUAUACAUCUAAAGAUAGGCUUCUCAAAUAAUGCCAAAUUCAUUUAAAACAAUACGUUUUAUACAUCCACAUUUCAUUAUUGUUUUGUUUUUUUCACAGUAAUGUAAGUUGAUCUUGUUGCCACAUAUAAUUUAAUCUUGUAAAUAAGCUUGUAAUGAUGGGGAAUGUGGAUCAGCCUCUCAGCACGGCCCCUCGGAUUAAAAAUGUCUGCCUGCUGCUCUCACUACUCUAUAAGCUCUCAUGUCGUGCUGUGGGACUUUAAUGUGUGUUCUUGAAAGUCUUUGUUUCGUUGAAUAUCUACCUCAGUCUUGGUUUACCACAUAUCUACAUGAUUAGCUACAGUGGUGUAGUCUACGUGAUACGCAGGU
Messenger RNA from Sander lucioperca (pikeperch), 7535 nucleotides. RefSeq names its product collagen alpha-1(XIX) chain. The coding region runs from base 229 to 3624 and encodes 1131 amino acids. The transcript has 54 exons. NCBI's taxonomy places the organism in Eukaryota, Metazoa, Chordata, Actinopteri, Perciformes, Percidae. The record is from RefSeq and is a predicted model, not a curated record.